CGAAAUGCGACGCCAAUAAUAAUCAAAGCACACAAUUAUGAUUCUGUCAAAAGCGUGACAAUUUUUAAAGUGAAUUGUAAACAUUAUCCAAAAAAAGCUUAUUUUAAUUAAAUAAUCAGUAUUUUUUUUUGAAUAUGAGUGGUCCUAACGGAAUGCUAUAUGGUGGUGAUGAAAUAGGAGCUUUAGUGUUCGAUCCCGGGCAUCACUCGCUUAGGGUUGGUUAUGCCCAAGAAGAUACUCCUAAAGCCGACAUCCCUGCAGUUAUCGGUGUCGGCCCAGCAACUCACAUCCCUGACGCUGAAGAAAAGGUCCCCGAUGGAAAUGUCACACAGAGCGCUACAAAGAAAGAUGAGCUCCGGUACUACAUAGAUGUGACGGAGCUUCACGUACCCCGGCCGAACAUGGAGGUUCAGACAUAUAUGAAAGAUGGACAGAUCGAUAACUGGGAUCUGUUUGAGAAAAUGUUGGAUUACUGUUAUUCAAAGGUGAUAAGAUCACCAUCAGAACAUCAUCCGGCUCUCUUCACUGAGGCCGUGUGGACAACCAGGCCGGCUCGGGAGAAGCUCGCUGAGUUGUUGUUUGAAAAAUACCAAGCUCCAGCCUUCUUUUUGGUCAAAAAUGCUGUUCUGGCAGCAUUCGCGAACGGAAAGUCAACAGCACUGGUGGUAGACGCUGGUGCAAGCCAAACUUCAGCAAUCCCCGUUAUUGAUGGAUACGCGUUAACAAGUGCCGCAGCCCGUUCACCCCUCGGCGGCGAUCACUUAGCGUCCCAAGCCAAACUGCUGCUGGCAAACAUGCACAUCCACAUGCUGCCCUUAUACAGCAUACAGAGCAAAGAAGUCAUACGUGAGAGAGAGAGAGCGAGAUACACACCUCGCGUUCUACCAGCAGGUCUAACUUCCAGCUGGCAGCAGUACAUGCUAAAACGGCAGUAUGAGGACUUCGUUCACACAGUGGCCCAAGUGUCUGAAAUGGUGUACGACGAACGGACAGCCGCUUCCGUUCCAGGUGUUCAUUACGAAUUUCCAGGUGGUUAUCACCAGGACUUCGGACCGGAGAGGUUCAAACUGACGGAAUGCCUGUUUGAACAGACUCUGGGAGCGCCGCAUCUGGUUUGCGCGGCGGCGUCGGCCUGCGACGCGGACGCUCGCUCGGCUCUCUGGGGCGCGGUGGUCGCGUGCGGCGGGGUGGCGUGCACCGGCGGCUGGAUGGAGAGGCUCGGCAAGGAGCUGGCGGCCAGGGCGCCCUCCUCACACAGGCUCAAGACCAGCGCCCCGCCCGCGCACAGCGAGCGACGAUUCGCCGCCUGGAUCGGUGGGUCUAUCCUAGCGUCUAUCGGCUCGUUCCAGCAGAUGUGGAUCUCGUCCCAGGAGUACGACGAGGGCGGCAAGGGCCAGCUCGAGAGGAAAUGCCCUUAGUACUGAUAAUAAAUAUAUAUUACAA
Molecule: messenger RNA, 1443 nt
Organism: Danaus plexippus (monarch butterfly)
Lineage: Eukaryota; Metazoa; Arthropoda; Insecta; Lepidoptera; Nymphalidae
Gene: Bap55
Product: actin-like protein 6A
Exons: 6
Coding region: 135-1418 (427 amino acids)
Biological process (GO): nervous system development; regulation of transcription by RNA polymerase II
Cellular component (GO): SWI/SNF complex; NuA4 histone acetyltransferase complex
Molecular function (GO): chromatin binding
Source: RefSeq, a predicted model, not a curated record